Messenger RNA from Otolemur garnettii (small-eared galago), 1658 nucleotides. RefSeq names its product cholinergic receptor nicotinic delta subunit (gene CHRND). The transcript is spliced from 12 exons. Gene Ontology annotation, molecular function: transmembrane signaling receptor activity; acetylcholine-gated monoatomic cation-selective channel activity. The record is from RefSeq and is a predicted model, not a curated record. Gene Ontology annotation, biological process: chemical synaptic transmission; regulation of membrane potential; signal transduction. Lineage: Eukaryota; Metazoa; Chordata; Mammalia; Primates; Galagidae. The coding region runs from base 31 to 1611 and encodes 526 amino acids. Gene Ontology annotation, cellular component: neuron projection; postsynaptic membrane; synapse.
AUUCCACAGCCCUGUAGAUAGGAGGGGCAGAUGUUAAGGCCCAGUCAGAGAGAGAGAAUGGAGAGGCCUGUGCUGACACUGGGGCUGCUGGCCAUCCUGGUCGUGUGUGGCAGCUGGGGCCUGAACGAGGAGCAGCGGCUAAUCCAUCACUUGUUCCAAGAGAAAGGCUACGACAAGGCGCUCCGACCUGUGGCGAACAAAGAGGAGCGUGUGAAUGUGACCCUGGCCCUCACCCUCUCGAACCUCCUCUCCCUGAAAGAAGUUGAGGAAACCCUCACCACCAAUGUGUGGAUAGAGCACGGCUGGACAGACAGCCGGCUGAAGUGGGAUGCUAAUGAAUUUGGGAACCUCAGUGUCCUGCGCCUGCCCUCGGACAUGCUGUGGCUCCCAGACAUUGUGCUGGAGAACAACAAUGACGGCUUCUUCCGGAUUUCUUACUACUGCAACGUGCUGGUUGAUAAUUCAGGCUCUGUGUACUGGCUGCCGCCCGCUAUCUUCCGCUCCUCCUGCCCUAUCUCUGUCACCUACUUCCCCUUCGACUGGCAGAACUGCUCCCUCAAGUUCAGUUCCCUCAAGUACACGGCCAAGGAGAUCACCCUGAGCCUGAAGCAGGAAGUCGAAGAGAAUCACACCUACCUAGUGGAGUGGAUCAUCAUUGAGCGUGAGAGCUUUACAGAAAACGGGGAGUGGGAGAUAGUACACCGGCCAGCCAGGGUCAAUGUGGACCCCACCGCCCCUCUGGACAGCCCUGGCCGCCAGGAUGUUACCUUCUACCUCAUUAUUCGCCGCAAGCCACUCUUCUACAUCAUCAACAUCCUGGUGCCCUGUGUGCUCAUCUCCUUCAUGAUCAACCUGGUCUUCUACCUGCCAGCCGACAGUGGUGAGAAGACAUCAAUGGCCAUCUCAGUGCUCCUGGCCCAGUCUGUCUUCCUGCUGCUCAUUUCCAAGCGGCUGCCUGCUACAUCCAUAGCCAUCCCUCUUAUUGGCAAGUUCCUGCUCUUUGGCAUGGUGCUGGUCGCCAUGGUCGUGGUGAUCUGUGUCAUCGUGCUCAACAUCCACUUCCGCACACCCAGCACCCACGUGCUCUCUGAGGGGGUCAGGAAGCUCUUCCUGGAGACCCUGCCCAAGUUCCUGCACAUGUCUAGCCCGGCAGAGGAUGGGCCCCAACUUGGGGCCCUGGUCCGGAGAAGCAGCUCCCUGGGCUACAUCUCCAAGGCUGAGGAGUACUUCUUACUCAAGUCCCGCAGUGACCUCAUGUUCGAGAAGCAGUCAGAGCGGCACGGGCUGGCCCGGCGCCUCACCACUGCACGCCAGCCCCCAACAAACUCUGAGCAGGCCCAGCAGGAACUCCUCAGUGAGCUGAGGCCAGCUGUGGAUGGGGCAAACUUCAUUGUUAACCACAUGAGGGACCAGAACAAUUACAAUGAGGAGAAGGACAGCUGGAACCAGGUGGCCCGCACAGUGGACCGCCUCUGCCUGUUCGUGGUGGCACCCAUCAUGGUAGUGGGUACAGCUUGGAUCUUCCUGCAGGGUGUCUACAACCAGCCCCCACCUCAGCCUUUUCCCGGGGACCCCUACUCCUACCGAGAGCAGGACAAGCGUUUCAUCUAGGGGGGUCUUGUGGGGGCAGAUAUGUGGUGGGGGGUCUGAGAGGAUCC